GCGAUAUCAUGUCUCACUUUCCGUAAUCUCGCGGUACCCCGAGACUACGUGGGGCAUCAGGGGGAAAGAAAAAAAGAAAUAAGGUCAUAAAUCGCAAUUUAUUUAUCAACUGACUGAAUAAAACCCGCCGUGGAAGAUUAAAAGAGGAAGCGGGGAUGUCUGACAGCGAGGACAGCGACUUCUCCGACAACCAGAGCGAACGCAGCAGCGAUGGAGAAGCUGAGGAGGUGGAGGAGAAUGAGGAUGAGGGAGGAAGUCCCAGAGGCAGCGACAAGGUGGCGGAGGAGGAGGGGGAGGACCUGGACGAUGAGGAGUACGACGAGGAGGAGGAGGAGGAGGACGACGACCGUCCCAGGAAGAAGCCGAGACACGGGGGCUUCAUUCUAGACGAAGCCGAUGUGGACGACGAGUACGAGGACGAGGAGGAUCAGUGGGAGGAAGGAGCUGAGGAUAUUCUGGAGAAAGUUAACGAAGAGGCUGAAGUGUCGAACAUCGACCACGUGGUUCUGGAUGAAGAUCAUUCUGGGUCCAGGAGGCUGCAGAACCUCUGGAGAGAUUCCAGAGAGGAGGCGCUGGGUGAAUACUACAUGAGGAAGUACGCCAAGUCUGCAGGAGGAGAGCAUUACUCCGGUGGGUCUGAGGAGCUUUCUGAUGACAUCACCCAGCAGCAGCUACUUCCUGGUGUCAAGGAUCCCAACCUGUGGACCGUCAAGUGUAAGAUCGGAGAGGAGAGGGCGACGGCCAUCGCGCUGAUGAGGAAGUUCAUCGCUUAUCAGUUCACUGACACGCCGCUGCAGAUAAAGUCGGUCGUGGCCCCGGACCACGUCAAAGGCUACAUCUACGUGGAGUCGUACAAGCAGACCCACGUGAAGGCCGCCAUCGAGGGCAUCGGGAACCUGAGGAUGGGGUUCUGGAACCAGCAGAUGGUUCCUAUCAAGGAGAUGACGGACGUGCUGAAGGUGGUGAAGGAGGUCACCAACCUGAAGCCCAAGUCCUGGGUCCGGCUCAAGAGAGGCCUCUACAAGGACGACAUCGCUCAGGUGGACUACGUGGAGCCGAGUCAGAACACCAUCUCCCUGAAGAUGAUCCCGCGAAUAGACCUGGACCGGAUCAAGGCCAAGAUGAGUCUGAAAGACUGGUUCGCUAAGAGGAAGAAGUUCAAGAGGCCGGCGCAGAGGCUGUUCGACGCCGAGAAGAUCAGGUCUCUGGGCGGAGAGGUCAGCCACGACGGAGACUUCAUGAUCUUUGAGGGAAACCGGUACAGCCGCAAAGGGUUCCUGUUCAAGAGCUUCGCCAUGUCGGCCGUGAUCACGGACGGAGUGAAGCCGACGCUGUCGGAGCUGGAGAAGUUUGAAGACCAGCCGGAGGGAAUCGACCUGGAGGUCGUCACUGAAUCAGCAGGUAAAGAGCGUGAACACAACCUUCAGGCCGGAGACAACGUGGAGGUUUGUGAGGGGGAGCUGAUCAACCUCCAGGGGAAGAUCCUGAGCGUGGACGGGAACAAGAUCACCAUCAUGCCCAAACACGAGGACCUGAAGGACCCGCUGGAGUUCCCGGCUCACGAGCUGAGGAAGUAUUUCCGUAUGGGCGACCACGUGAAGGUGAUAGCCGGGCGCUACGAGGGCGACACCGGCCUCAUCGUCCGGGUGGAGGAGAACUUCGUCAUCCUGUUCUCUGACCUCACCAUGCACGAGCUGAAGGUUUUGCCCAGAGACCUGCAGCUCUGCUCGGAGACGGCGUCCGGCGUGGACGCGGGGGGACAGCACGAGUGGGGGGAGCUGGUCCAGCUGGACUCUCAGACCGUGGGAGUCAUCGUCCGCCUGGAGAGGGAGACGUUCCAGGUUCUGAACAUGCACGGGAAGGUGCUGACGGUGCGCCACCAGGCGGUGAACCGCCGGAAGGACAACCGCUUCGCCGUGGCCCUGGACUCAGAGCAGAACAACAUCCACGUCAAGGACAUCGUCAAAGUCAUCGAUGGACCUCACUCAGGCCGUGAAGGUGAGAUCCGCCACCUGUUCCGAGGCUCCGCCUUCCUCCACUGCAAGAAGCUGGUGGAGAACGGAGGAAUGUUCGUGUGCAAGACCAGACACUUGGUUCUGGCCGGCGGAUCCAAGCCGAGGGACGUAACCAACUUCACCGUGGGAGGAUUUGCUCCAAUGAGCCCUCGCAUCAGCAGCCCCAUGCACCACGGGGGAGGAGGAGGUGCUCCACAGAGAGGAGGAGGCGCAGGGGGAGGAGGUGCAGGAGGAGGAGGAGGAGGAGGAGGAGGAGGAAUGGGACGUGGCCGAGGACGAAGAGACAACGAGCUGAUAGGUCAGACGGUCCGGAUCUCGCAGGGCCCGUACAAAGGAUACAUCGGGGUGGUGAAGGACGCCACAGAGUCUACGGCCAGAGUAGAGCUACACUCCACCUGUCAGACCAUCUCAGUGGACAGACAGAGACUCACCACCAUGGGAGCCAAGAGACACAGCGGCAUGACCUCCUCUCAUGUCCGAACUCCUUCCUACGGCUCCCAGACUCCCAUCUAUGGCACCGGCUCCAGGACGCCCAUGUACGGCUCCCAGACGCCGCUGCACGACGGAAGUCGGACGCCUCACUACGGCUCUCAGACCCCGCUGCAUGAUGGGAGCAGGACUCCGGGUCAGAGUGGAGCCUGGGACCCCAGCAACCCCAACACACCUUCCAGGAACGACGAGGAGUACGACUUCCCCUACGACGACGAGCCCUCGCCGUCUCCUCAGGCCUACGGGGCGACUCCCAACCCCCAGACGCCCGGUUACCCCGAGGUCCCGUCCCCACAGGUCAACCCUCAGUACAACCCUCAGACCCCGGGAACGCCAGCGAUGUAUAACACAGAGCAGUAUUCGCCCUACGCCGCCCCGUCCCCCCAGGGCUCCUACCAGCCCAGCCCCAGUCCUCAGAGCUACCACCAGGUGGCGCCCUCGCCGGUCGGCUACCAGAACACACACUCUCCGGCCAGCUACCAUCCAACGCCCUCCCCCAUGGCCUAUCAGGCUAGUCCUAGCCCCAGCCCCGUGGGUUACAGCCCCAUGACGCCCGGAGCGCCCUCUCCUGGAGGCUACAACCCUCACACCCCCGGCUCCAACAUCGAGCAGGGGGGCAGCGACUGGGUCACCACCGACAUCCUGGUCCGGGUCAAGGACUCCUUCAUGGACCUGAUGGGACAGACCGGCGUCAUCAGGAGCGUCACGGGGGGAAUGUGCUCGGUCUUCAUGCAGGAGUCGGAGAAGGUGGUCAGCAUCAGCAGCGACCACCUGGAGCCCGUCACCCCGACCAAGAACAACAAGGUGAAGGUGAUCCUGGGCGAGGACCGUGAGGCCACCGGGAUCCUGCUGAGUAUCGACGGAGACGACGGCAUCGUCCGCAUGGAGCUGGACGACCAGCUGAAGAUCCUCAACCUGAGGUUCCUGGGACGCCUGGAGCACUGAGGGGGGACACUGAGGGGGGACACUGAGGGGGGGACAGGAGGGCGUCUUUCAUCAUGAUCUGGUUUUUAUUCCUUUGAGAUCCAAUGAAUCCAACAGGAUCAGCUCCACUUGUCAUUUGUUGUUUUAGCUUCUUAGUGACCAGGGUCUGAUUUUAGAGCUUUCUUUCUUUCUUUCUUUCUUUCUUUCUUUCUUUCUUUCUGUCUGUACUCUUUGUUUUUUUUCUGGCAUCGAGGUUUAAAAAGUGUCAAUAAACUGUGAAUCAGUUCA
Mugil cephalus (flathead mullet) is the source of this 3716-nucleotide messenger RNA. RefSeq names its product SPT5 homolog, DSIF elongation factor subunit (gene supt5h). Gene Ontology annotation, biological process: transcription elongation by RNA polymerase II; regulation of transcription by RNA polymerase II; regulation of DNA-templated transcription elongation. Gene Ontology annotation, cellular component: DSIF complex. The coding region runs from base 156 to 3449 and encodes 1097 amino acids. Gene Ontology annotation, molecular function: protein binding; mRNA binding. The transcript is spliced from 31 exons. The record is from RefSeq and is a predicted model, not a curated record. Lineage: Eukaryota; Metazoa; Chordata; Actinopteri; Mugiliformes; Mugilidae.